Molecule: messenger RNA, 972 nt
Organism: Aspergillus ibericus CBS 121593
Lineage: Eukaryota; Fungi; Ascomycota; Eurotiomycetes; Eurotiales; Aspergillaceae
Exons: 2
Coding region: 1-972 (323 amino acids)
Molecular function (GO): arylformamidase activity
Source: RefSeq, a predicted model, not a curated record
AUGUCAGCCCCUGAUCUCCCCGAAACAUUCGAUGACCUCCCCGACAAACGCCGCUACUGGCCAGCGGCCCCCAACUCCGCCGACGAGGGGCUCGGCAUGCUGCGUCUGCUCACUCCCGAGGUCGUCGCCAAUGCGGCGCGCACCCAGAUUCAGACGGGCGAGCGCGUCUGUCUAAACUGGGAUCUAGAGAAGCUGAAUCCUCCAGGCUUCCGGCGCAAACCCUUCGAACACCGCAUCAAAUGGGUCAGCGACGGAGUCGCCUUUGACGACGAAUAUCACUUCAACCCGCAACAAUCUUCGCAAUGGGACGGUCUCCGACACCACAACGCACCGGGCCCAAGCCCGGAUGAACGCGUCUUCUACGGGGGCACCACCUCCACCGAAAUCUUGGAUCCGACCUCCUCCCGCAUCGGCAUCGGCCACUGGGCGAAAAAGGGGAUCGCGGGCCGCGGCGUCCUCAUCGACUACUACACCUGGGCAAAAGAGAACCGCAACAUCACAGUCAACGCGCUCAGUCAGCAUACCGUGUCCCUCGACGACGUCCUCACCAUUGCGGAAGAAUGCGGGAUCGAGUUUCAGCGUGGAGAUAUCUUUUUCCUACGAGUUGGGUUACCAGCUACGUGGGAGGGAAUGAACGAAGAGGAGAAACUAAAGUAUAGUCAACAAGAGAUGCCAAAGCAUGCGGGGAUUGAGCAGAGUGAGCGUGUGCUGCGGUUCAUGUGGGAUAAUCAUUUCGCGGCCGUGGCAUCCGAUGCAGUCAGCUUCGAGGUGUUUCCGCCGCUGAAGCCGGAGUUUGAUCUCCAUCAUUAUAUGUUGGCGGGGUGGGGAGUGCCGAUAGGGGAGAUGUUUGAUUUGGAUGAGUUGGCGGAGACGUGUCGACGGUUGGGGAGGUGGACAUUUUUCAUCUCUAGUAGUCCGUUGAAUUGUGCGAGGGGAGUGUCCAGUCCGCCGAAUUGUAUGGCGAUUUUCUAG